AUGGAUCGACCCAAACUUCCUCCUUUACGUAUGGCGCUUCGUCAAUCUAUCGAAGAUUUCGAUCAUCACUCUCGUCAAUCUCGCCGCACUAUUGACUCGACGUCCACCGGAGGUCGUUCAGGUCUAUCAGCAUUACACAGUCCGGGGCGUCGCUCGGCAAUGCUGUCCAGCUAUUCUCCUUCGAGGCCAGGCGAUCUUUCUAUGUACUCCCUCGGCUCUUCGCCGUUGAGUUGUACUCAUGCUCACCUGGCGGCAUCUCGAAAUUCUGCAAUUUACGAGCCAUUGAACGUAAUUCAUCAGUCGCCGCAUGACACACAUGUCCUAAGUCCCUCACGCGGAGAGGAGCGAACAUCUAGUCAUUCUCAUAGCCAGCCUGUUUCAGCAAAUCCCUCUUACUUGUCAAUCCCCGAUAUGAACUUUCGAAGAAGAUCUAAUAGUGCUGUGGAUCUCACCUCGUACCAAGGAUUUCCUCCUGCGCAUAUCUCUGAGUACCAUACUAGGAAUGAUUUUAAGCAAGCCAGCCCCCAGACUCCUUUCUUGGAAGGCGGGCCGAAUUCUUCACCUGAAGGCCACCAUCACCGGCGUCAAAAUCGGCCGUCCGAUGGAAGCCUAGGUUCUUCUCGGAUUGACUAUACGAAUCCAAGGAGUCAAAAUUCACCUCUCUAUCAACUACACCAGAGCGUAGAUCAGUCUGAGUCAAUGAACUGGCCAGGAGGAAGGUCUCAGAUCCCAAGCUCUUCUGCACCCUUUCCUAGCCCAAUAAGCCAAAAUCAAAGCAACUUCACUGAUCCAGCACCCCCGCCUAAAUGGGUAUGUGACUACGUUGGGUGUGGAAAAACUUUCACCCGUGGCUUUAACUUGACACAGCAUAAAGCUGCAAUUCACAGAGAUGAAAGGAGAUUUGAAUGCGCUUAUUGUGCAGCUACAUUCUACCGCCGCAAUGAUUUGGCUCGUCAUGAGCGCUCACAUACCGGAGAAAGGCCGUAUAAAUGUGAAUGCGGCCAAAGCUUCACUAGGACUGACUUAUUGACUCGACAUAAACAUUAUGGUAAUUGUUCUUAUCAUAACCCUUGA
Melampsora larici-populina 98AG31 is the source of this 1074-nucleotide messenger RNA. RefSeq lists its product as uncharacterized. Bases 1 to 1074 code for a protein of 357 amino acids. Gene Ontology annotation, cellular component: PcG protein complex; transcription regulator complex. Gene Ontology annotation, biological process: regulation of transcription by RNA polymerase II. The transcript has 5 exons. Lineage: Eukaryota; Fungi; Basidiomycota; Pucciniomycetes; Pucciniales; Melampsoraceae. The record is from RefSeq and is a predicted model, not a curated record. Gene Ontology annotation, molecular function: DNA-binding transcription factor activity, RNA polymerase II-specific; RNA polymerase II cis-regulatory region sequence-specific DNA binding.